Messenger RNA from Cyclocybe aegerita, 714 nucleotides. The record is from the annotation of a GenBank genome assembly. Lineage: Eukaryota; Fungi; Basidiomycota; Agaricomycetes; Agaricales; Hemipholiotaceae.
AUGACCGCGUUCGCCCACCCUCCUCACCCUGCCAGCCAUGUUAAAGCUGUCGAGCUCGGCAAAGAAUCCAAAGACCCGCACGCAAUUCCCGAGUUCAAUUCUCAGCUUGCAUUCCAGGAACCUGUGCUUUAUCUUCCCCCUCUUCUCUCUUCUUUGCCAGACCAUUACCAAUUACAAAUCCCUCAUGCCGACCCCCGAUAUCCUCCCCUCGUCACAGAGACACGCCUACCGGACAUCGAUCCUGCCUCUCUGUCAUUACACAAGGCUCUUCACCACUUCAAGCCUUUGACCCCUUAUUACGCUGAUACUUCAUAUGACGAGGCUUUUAACUGGUCCGAGUUGGAGUUGCCGAAGGAUGAGGAGAGAGAUUGGUACUGUGUUGUUUUUAGAAGCAGAAGAAAGUCAGGAAGUGACGGCAUUUCCCUUUAUGAGGCGGAUAAACUAGCUCAUGAAGAGGCCAUACGGAAUGGAGGGUUAAUUCUUUAUUGGUAUGGGGUUCCGAAUCCAACGACCGGGAUUAACCUUGCCACCUGCAUCUGGCAAAGUCGAAAACAUGCAAUGGCAGCCAACUCUCGCCCACAUCACAUUAACGCCAUGCGUCUGGCUGCGAAUGCCUAUGAUGUUUACGGACUAGAGCGAUAUCGACUGCGAAAGGUGCAGGGUGAGUCGGGGGUAUCCAUUGAACCGUUUGACGGUGGUGAUGUUGGGUGGUGA